GUGCAAUCAGAGAAACGUACUCUUCUGGUUUCUUUAUGCCAUUCCUGCUGCCAACGAUAUAAGUCCCAGCAAAUGCAGUCUUCUCAUGGAAUUUGCUAGGAGGCAGGAUGGGAGGUGAUGGAACUGUUGCAUAAUCCAGAUAAUUCCAUUGAGGCAUCCAAGAAGGGUAUCAACACUUCUACCUUGAGAACUUGUUCACAUCUACCAAUGGCGUACAAGAUGAAAGGCGUAUUCAAGGGCCUCAAGGUCAUCUCCCAGAUCUUUGUGGUAAAAGAGCACCAGAUCGAGAUCGGUUAUCCGACCGAUGUGAAGCACGUUGCGCACAUCGGUUGGGAUAGUCCUACAGGGAGUGUAGCUUCUCCUAGCUGGAUGAAUGGCAUGGAGUCGCCGGACUUUUCAUCGCUGAGCAAUGCCGGACCAUCUGCACGAACCUCCUGGGCUUCUCAAGAUCUUGACGAGCCUCGAGAUAUAUCACCCUUCGGUAUAUUUCCGGAAAGUGGCGGCCAAGAAACAGCCCGACGGUACCCUGACAUACCAAAGCCACCCAGGAAGUCAAGAAGGAAGAAAUCCAAGAACAACUCGCCGAGGGCAUCCUCAAGGUCGAGGUCGAGAAGCUCAUCUUCAUCUACCGCUGACAGUUUCGGUGUUAAGGAUAUGCAAGCGGAAAUCUAGAUUGUAUAGGUCAUUCGAUCUGACGUCUGAGAGUAAUUGGUUCUUUUUGUUGAGUGGUUGAUUAGCUGUUGAGACCCUUUUAUCUUUGCGGCCGGCUCAGAGAAAAUCAGCAGUAGAAAUGUCCGGUGGAUGCGUGAUGAGAGCCAAUAUUAUACGAUCGAACCUGCAUGAAACGACCAGCAACGGGCAAUGAUAUUGUGGUUCCUCGAAUGAAAUCGACAAGUUCUACUCAGUGUGAA
Zea mays is the source of this 911-nucleotide messenger RNA. RefSeq names its product CRIB domain-containing protein RIC10. Lineage: Eukaryota; Viridiplantae; Streptophyta; Magnoliopsida; Poales; Poaceae. The record is from RefSeq and is a predicted model, not a curated record. The transcript is spliced from 5 exons. Bases 118 to 672 code for a protein of 184 amino acids.